AGGUCCAGGAGUAACGAGACCCACACCUUCAUAAUUCGCAUAAACCGUGCCCAUCUCUGAUGACCCACAUUCACCCAUCUUCCAAAGUCGGCCAUCGUCCCUCUCCUAACCUCUCGUACCAUUUCUAUGUAAAAAACCCACCCUCUCCCUUCUCCACUUCAUUACCCCUGUUCACCACUUGUUCACUUCCCCGUAAAAUCUUUCCGACCACUCUCUCAACCGUUUCCCUCUCUGACUCUGGUUUUUUCGGCGAUAUUUUCAGGACUAAAAUGGCGAAAAGCGUGAUCCUUACCUUAAAAGUCCUUUUCCUUUCAAUGGCGGUUGUCUCAACCGCUAUCUUUCUCAAGUUUAGCCUACCUGUUCUCAUGGAGUUUAUGGCCUAUGAGGUUCCCAUCCUCUGUGAUCAAAUCAAAGGCUGGUUGACUCCUCCCUACCUUUACAUAGUCAUAAACUGCAUCAUCAUCACCAUUGCAGCUUCUUCGAGCUUUCAGCAAAAGCCAGAGGAAAACAACCAGGAGCCAUUGCUUGAUCAGAAACGAGCGGAAAUUCGGAAUGAUUAUGGGAUUCCUGCAAUCCAUUCACCGGAGUUUGAGAUCCCGACAGAAAUCAAGCGACCAAGUUUUGAGAUUACAGCUACUAAGAAGAGCUCUAAUGAAGAAGAAGAGGAUUUCUUGUCGAGAGGUGAAUGGUGGCCAACGAGGCGGAGUUUUCCGAUGGUUGAUUCGCUCGAAAAUUCAUGUGUUACAGAGGAGAAGCCGCCGGUUUCAGUGAGGUUCAGUCACCGGAAAAGUGUGAAGGCGAGUCCUGAAGGAGGCAGAGCGGGCCUAGGGGUAUCCCGGCCCAAGCGACACGAGACUCUCGAAAGCACGUGGAAAACCAUUACGGACGGCCGCGCCAUUCCUCUCGCUCGCCACCUCAAGAAAUCUGACACGUGGGAGACACACGGGCGAUCAAGGAUGAACGAUUCAUCGUCACCUCUGAUGAAGAAAUCUGACACGUUCGAUGAGCGCCGGAGUUUGGCCGGAGAAUCUACACCAUCCCCCGGUUCCGGUAAGGGCCUUAGGAAGGACCCUUCGCUUAGUCAGGACGAGCUUAAUAGGAGGGUUGAGGCUUUCAUUAAGAAGUUUAAUGCGGAGAUUAGGCUGCAGAGGAAACAGUCCUUUCAGACUUACAUGGACAUGGUUAAUCCCACUACUAAUAAUUAAGGGUAGGGUUGAUUUUUUUUUCCUUUUUUCUUUCAAUACCUCCUCCUCCCUUUUCCCUUUUUUUUUUUUGCUUUUUUUUUGUGUUUUUUUGGGGAGGAAUUUGGGUGAGCUUGGUUUUAGCAAUGCGUGCGUGCAAUGACAUGUUGCAUACUUUUGGAAUGGGGAAAGGGGUUACUUAUAUAAUUACAUGCUGUAAUGUAAAAAGACAGAUCAAAGGGUUUCUUUGCGUUUCUUUUAUGAAAUUGAUCGGCAAAUCCAUUAA
Molecule: messenger RNA, 1467 nt
Organism: Amborella trichopoda
Lineage: Eukaryota; Viridiplantae; Streptophyta; Magnoliopsida; Amborellales; Amborellaceae
Product: cotton fiber (DUF761)
Source: RefSeq, a predicted model, not a curated record